Perca flavescens (yellow perch) is the source of this 1570-nucleotide messenger RNA. RefSeq names its product sulfotransferase 1C1. Bases 390 to 1319 code for a protein of 309 amino acids. The transcript has 7 exons. NCBI's taxonomy places the organism in Eukaryota, Metazoa, Chordata, Actinopteri, Perciformes, Percidae. The record is from RefSeq and is a predicted model, not a curated record. Gene Ontology annotation, molecular function: sulfotransferase activity.
UCAAGUGAUGUUCGUUUGGCUGCCUGGGGCUCGAGGAUAUAGAGCGACCAACGUUUUUUUUGGAGCAAGCAUUGAUUACGCGCGACACGGUCUCAAUUUGCGGGACGCAUGAAUUGGGCUUCAAACGCUGUGCGCGCACGCGCUACGCGGAACGGGUGGUCGCCCUAAAUCUGUCUGACCUGGGCUGGCACAUGUGCACGAGCACUACGGUCACGCCGCACUGUGUACAAAUGCAAAUCAAGUGUGCACGUUUGACAAAGGACCAAAAGCCAGCUGAAAGAGGAGCUGCUGAAGACACGAGCUCAGGAAUGGCCUCGACUGAACCCUUUUAGUCACAUUUUGGUGUCUGGUUUUUGGUUUCCUCAGCUAAACUUGUGACAGUAUCAGUCAUGUCGGAGGAAGAAAAACUGUCCUACAGCGAAGCCAUUAAGAAGGCGUACGCGUCCGUAUCUCGCUUCCCUCUCUUCCCCGUCAGAGGAAUUCCUCUCAUGAGCCUCAUCGCCCAAAACUGGGACUCCAUCUGGGCUUUCCGUCCGGAGCCCUCAGACCUCCUCAUCGCCACCUACCCCAAAGCAGGGACCACAUGGACCCAGGAGAUAAUUGACCUUCUUUUUCACAACGGAGAUGCCGAGGCCUGCAAACGAGUCCCAACACCCCUCCGCAGUCCUUUCCUAGAGAGCUUCAACCCGCCACCUGUACCCUCAGGUCUUGAUCUUCUGAAGGAAAUGGAUCCUCCAAGAAUCAUCAAAACACAUCUUCCUUUUCAGUUGGUGCCUCCUGGAUUUUGGGAGAACAAGUGCAAGGCUAUCUACGUGGCACGCAAUGCUAAAGACAACCUAGUGAGCUACUACCAUUUUGAUUGUAUGAACAUGACCCAGCCUGACCCAGGACCCUGGGAAGGCUACAUACCUAAGUUCAUGCGAGGAGAGUUGGCAUGGGGCUCCUGGUAUGACCAUGUGAAAGGUUACUGGAUGAAGAGAGAGAAGAAGAAUAUCCUUUACCUCUUCUAUGAGGACAUGAAAGGGAAUCCUCAGCGUGAAGUGGAGCGCAUCAUGAGGUACCUGGACUUGUCGGUCUCUGAUGAGAUCAUCAGCCAAAUUGUGGAGCUCACGUCCUUUAAGAACAUGAAGGAGAACCCGAUGGCCAACUACUCCUGGAUCCCAGCUGUUGUCUUUGAUCAGUCAAUCUCCCCCUUCAUGAGAAAAGGUGAAGUAGGGGAUUGGAGAAACCAUUUUACACCCGAACAAUCAAAGAUGUUUGAUGAAGAUUAUGAAAAGCAAAUGAAUGAUGUCAACAUACCAUUCAGGACCCUCAUCUAACGGAUUUUGGCUUUUCCAAACGGAUGCAGCUCUGCAAACCAAAGACCGGUGGACUGACACUGUGCAGCACUACUGUCAGAAAUUUGGCACAAGCUAAAUACCAAAACAAAAAUGAAUACAAAUAAAUGAGUUUGAUCCUUUAUGUAGAACACUGUAAUCUCUUUAUGUGUCGAUACAUCCAAAUGUUAUGUUCAACCAAUUGUUUAACCCAUUGUUUAAUCAAUAAAAAUGUACUCCAUAAUACAAGUAAA